Molecule: messenger RNA, 5086 nt
Organism: Zingiber officinale
Lineage: Eukaryota; Viridiplantae; Streptophyta; Magnoliopsida; Zingiberales; Zingiberaceae
Product: protein NLP3-like
Exons: 10
Coding region: 16-3042 (1008 amino acids)
Molecular function (GO): DNA-binding transcription factor activity; protein binding
Source: RefSeq, a predicted model, not a curated record
GAUCUGAUACGACUCAUGCCGGCCGUCGAUUAUCAAGGCCCCACCUUGCACACCCUGUUAUCUGUACUCCCCGGGUAUCUCGAUGAAUGGCUGACCUCCAAGGAGCCACCGCCAUCAGUCGUCGCCUCCGCCCGCUUCCGCCGCAGCUCGCUCCUUACGAUGUCCGACCCUAGCGGCCACUCCUCGCUCCCGAUCAUGGACCUCGACCUCGACGGCUCCCCGUGGCCGCCCUUCGAUCAGAGCUCCUUCGCUGCGAUCCCCCUGUCCCCCUUUCUGAUCUCCUCCUCGCCUUCUCUUCCCCCUCCGUUUCCGACGCCGCUCUCGCUAUCUAUCGGGCAGUCUUCUUCGUCUCUGUGGAUCGUGGAGGAAAGAGCUGCCGAAGUGUCGAGCGCUCUCGCCGGGGAUUCGGCAUUUUUCAACGAUGUUGCAGAUACAAUACCUGCAAAGGGCAAUGGAGCCAAGGGCAACGAAAGGCAGCUUCAACUUCCAGCAAAAGAGGAGCAUGUGGAGGCAUCGUGUGUGAUCAAAGAGAGGAUGACACAGGCACUACGGUGCUUUAAGGAGUCCACAGAUCAGCAUGUGCUAGUUCAGGUGUGGGCACCUGUAAAGAAUGGCGACCGAUGUGUUCUUACCACUUCAGGGCAGCCCUUCGUUCUUGAUCCUCAGACUACAAAGCUCCUUCAGUACAGGACAGUAUCUCUGAUGUACAUAUUUUCUGUAGAUGAGGGAGAGGAUGAUUCAUAUCUUGGUCUGCCUGGUCGCGUCUUUACCAAAAGAAUGCCAGAAUGGACACCAAAUGUGCAGUACUAUAGUAGCAAGGAGUAUCAGCGUCUUAACUACGCCCUUCUUUAUAACAUUCAGGGGACCUUGGCAUUGCCAGUUUUUGAACCAGAUGGUCAGUCCUGCAUUGCUGUGGUUGAGCUCGUCAUGACAUCACAAAAGAUCAACUAUGCCUAUGACGUUGAUAAAGUUUGCAAAGCGCUUGAGACUGUAAAUUUGAAAAGCUCUGAAAUCAUGGAUGUUGCAAAUGCUGUUAUUUCUAAUGACGGACGCCAAGCAGCUCUUGCUGAAAUUCUUGAAAUUCUAACUGUUGUCUGUGAAGCACAAAAGUUGCCUCUUGCUCAGGCUUGGGUUCCUUGUAGACAUAGGACUAUUCUGGCUCAGGGUGGUGGGGUUAAGAAAACUUGUUCAAGCUUUGAUGGAAGUUGCAUGGGACAAGUCUGCAUGUCAACUACAGAUGUUGCUUUUUAUAUUGUUGAUUCUCACCAGUGGGGCUUUAGAGAAGCCUGUGUAGAACAUCAUCUACAGAAGGGACAAGGGGUGGCUGGCAGGGCAUUUGCACUGCGCAGGCCAUGCUUCUGUGGAGAUGUUACCAAGUAUUGUAAAAGUGAGUAUCCUCUUGUGCACUAUGCUAGAAUGUUUGGGUUAGCUGGAUGUCUCGCCAUUUGCUUACGAAGCAUCUACUCGGGAGAUGAUGAUUACAUAUUGGAAUUCUUUCUCCCAGCUGAAUGUAAAAGCUCUGCUGAGCAACAAAAUAUGUUGAAGUCCAUUUCAGCUUUGUUAAAACAGUGUUUCCAGAAUUUGAAAAUCAUAACUGAUAUGGAGUUUCGAGAAGCAAUAUCUCUUGAACUUGGCGAUCUUGUUACAGAUGACAACUAUGAACUGCAACACGGAUGCCUAUCCAGUCAACACCACGAUACUGGUCUUUAUGUUUUGUCUGAAAAUAAUAUCUGGGAGACUGGAGAAAAUGACAAAUUGUCAAAUGACAAAAACGAAUCUCCAGAUUUGUACGAACCAUCUCCGACUACAGAUCCUAAUGUCAAAACUGAUGGCGACAUUAUUUCAGAUUCAACAUUGUCGGCCAAGAAAGCUAUCAAAACACCUGGGAAGCGAAGAGGUAAGGCAGAAAAGAUGAUCGGUUUAGAGGUUUUGCAACAAUACUUCUCAGGAAGUCUCAAAGAUGCUGCACGGAGCCUUGGCGUUUGCCCAACAACUAUGAAGCGUAUUUGUAGGCAUUAUGGAAUUUCCAGAUGGCCAUCUAGGAAAAUCAAUAAAGUCAAUCGUUCUCUUUCAAAGCUUAAGCAUGUCAUUGAGUCAGUUCAAGGGGCAGGGGCAUUGGAUUUGACUUCUCUAGCAGGCCCACUACCUGCGACUAUUGAUUCUAUUCCAUGGCCUGUUAAUACAGAAAGCUUGAAGGACAUAAACGAAGGUAUGAAGGGAAGAGAGUUUUCACCAGAGAAGCCUUAUGAUAGAGAUGAUUUGCAGAAAAAAUUUGUUCCUCUUCAGAUAAAUGUUGAUGAUGCUGGUCCACAUCAAAGACCUGCCAAGGACUAUCGCUGUUUAAAAUCAGGAAGCUCUUCGGAUGACAGCAUUGAUGCCCCUACUUCUCAAGGUUCAUGCCAGGGCAGUCCAGCCAAUGAGAUCUUUACAAGUAAUCAACCAGAUCUUGAUGCAAAUCAAGCAUUGGAUGUUGACCCUUCCUCAAAAUUCAUAUUAGAAAACACUUGCAACCAGAAUUUGUUUAACCAGAAUUCUCUUCCUAGUCCUAUUAUUAUAGAACCUCAAGAACCAGUUGAAAUGCUAAUCAAAGAUUCAGGGAGCUCAAAAGAUUUGAAAAAUCUUUGCUCUUUUAGAGGAGAAGCUUCUCAGGAUGGAUGUGCUAUGGUUCUGAAUGAUACUGCAUCAAAAAACUUGGCACUGCAAGAAAAUAACACGCUCACCAUCAAGGCAAGUUACAAAGACGACAUAAUCAGAUUCCGUUUGCCGAUUGAUGCUGGUGUUGUUGCUCUAAAAGAUGAAAUUUCUAAGAGGUUCAAACUGGAAGUGGGUAUAUUUGAUAUAAAGUAUCUUGAUGAUGAUCAUGAGUGGGUCAUGUUGGCUUGUGACUCUGAUUUGGAGGAGUGCAUGGAUAUCUCUAGGUCAUCUGGAGCUUCUAUAAUCAGAUUAUCUGUUCAUGAUGUGAUUACAAACCUCGGAAGCUCCUGUGAAAGUUCGGAGUUUGACCAUCACAUUGUUGCCACAAGGCAUUUCAAUACAGGUUAAGUGUAUGUUGAAGGUUUGCUAGUUUGUUGUGAAAAUCAUCUCAAUGUUGCUGUUUUUUAGAAUCUUAGGUAAGUGAAUUAGACGUUGACAAGAGUUACCUUAGUGGCUCCUAGUUUAUUAGGCAUAAGUACACAGUAGAAAGUGGAAAAUUAUGGAUUGAAGUAAGAAGACUUGUCGUGACUAGAGUGAGGCUUGUCGGGCAGCUUGAGCUUUCAUCAUAUGAACUCACAUAUCUUUAUCCUUUCCUUUUCUGUAUUUUUUCCUUUUUUUUUGUGUGUGUUUUUGUCUUGGUGAUCUCAAUGUGAGUGUUCAAUGGGGCUGAGAAAAUCUAAACAUGAAAAUGCCACGGUGAUCUCAAUGUGAGUGUUCAACCGGGCUGAGAAAAUGUAAACAUGAAAAUGCCAUGGUGUUAAAAUGGCAUUCACAGCAACCUUUGAAGAACAAGAUGCGAAGGCAAACUACCAUCUGGUUCCUCAUUGAAGAGAUUCUCUUGUUCCAUCAAGAAGAGGUGAAUGUUGAAGACAUCCAUAUAAAGAACCACCAACCAUCUAGACAAGUAUGCAGGGUUUGGUGGCUCAGAUGCAUCCAGAGCAAGCUCAGCAUCACCUACGAAAACAAGUAGAAAGCUAUCACUUGAGGAAGCAAUGAAGUGAGAAUGUUUACACCGAAAGAAAGUCUGUAAAACCUGAAGAUGUGUGAAAGAGAAAGAUCAACAAAAUGACUGUAAGAACAGAUCGUCUAAUUCUUGCCAUAGCAGUCGUGAGCUCUGCUGCUGCUCUUCUUAGCAGGAGGCUGUGAUGGUGCUUUGAAAGGCCGAGGGUAUCCUAUUUAUCGUAGAGCAAAGCCUUAAAGUACAGUACUGUCCACCGUUCACCAGCACUUUGGAGAACGGUGAUGAAAUCCAUAUCAGCCCACCACCAGCAAGUCAACUGCACUACCUCCAAUACUCUGACCUCUCUGUUCUCCACCAAAAAAAUGUGGUGUGACAAAAGCUGCUUUAAAGUUCUCCUUCACCCCUCCGCCGCCGCCGCCUGCUUCUCCUCCAUCUUCAGCUUCAGCGAUCGUUUCCUGGGGCGCCACGGCCGUCCCCCGUUGGUCACCCUCCUUACGCGUAAGCGUUUGGAUCUCCUGUUGUGCCGAUGUAUUUCUCUCCGUGAGAGGGAGCUAACUUCUUCGUCGCUGGUUGCACUGCCCUCGACGACGACUUCUUUAUAUCUUCAGGUUUGAAGAUUUGGAGGACCAACUAUUCUGCGAGCACAAAUGGAUUGGUCGAACUGCUCUUCUACUUGAGGGUGCCGAAAUCUCAUGGCCAGUUCGCUCUUCCACGUCGGAGAAAUCGGCUGUAGGGACUGGAUCUCAUACGUGAUCUCCCAUCAGAUACGCCGUCGCCGAAUUGAUUGAUAGCGACAACGCUGGAGGUUCCCGGCCACGUCAUGCUCGGAUGCCUCCUCAUUUUCCACGACCACCUCCGGAGCGAUGACGCCGGCAACUACGAACGAGCCAGAAACAGGGUGCGUCAAGUUCCUGAACCAGUUUGCAGAGCACGGCAAUAGAUGACUCGUGCGCGAGCUGAGCCAGCUCCGGUGAGCACAUCUCAAUGCCACUGCCGUACACGAAGACUACUACCACGCAAUGGCUGCCAUCUACUUGAACCCGCAGCGCUACGGGAAGGUGUGCUCCAGUGAGCACAUCUCAGCGCCUGUUUGAUUGAUUAAUUCCACCGAGCUGAUGAUGUUUUUGCUGGUUGGUUCAAUGGUUCAUCAUUAGGAUUUUGGAUCAAUCCACCUGUGUCGUGAUUCGUCAGCAGAGUACAGCACAACUACAACGCGUCGGCGAUGAGGCGGCGGCGGCGGCGGUGAAGGUGUGCAGCUAUCCGGCGAAGUAUAUGAGCACGGAUGGGAUUCACUUCACCGAGGCUGGUUAUCGGGCCGUGACCCAUUUAUUGGGCCGAUGGGCAGAGCCUUUGCAAAUAUUGUAAAAUAUAUAUAUGUAAAAUAAAUUUUAUAAAUAGUUCAUUUAUACACGUGAGAAAUUAGCUUGAUUA